Messenger RNA from Gamsiella multidivaricata, 533 nucleotides. RefSeq lists its product as uncharacterized. The transcript is spliced from 2 exons. The coding region runs from base 103 to 414 and encodes 103 amino acids. The record is from RefSeq and is a predicted model, not a curated record. Lineage: Eukaryota; Fungi; Mortierellomycota; Mortierellomycetes; Mortierellales; Mortierellaceae.
CUUUUGCUGGCUGAAUGGAGGGGGAGGUUUGGAUGAUGGCAAGGACCGGAUGAACUCGAUGGUUGACUCGAUGGUUGACUCGAUGGUUGGACUCGAUGGUCGAUGACAAGUGACGGACAGGCUAGCUGGCUAUGUCUGCUUGGUCUGCUUGAUUGGUUUGUAGGUGUACUCUCCUCCACUACGGUUUGGCCAGUAUGGGUUUUGUGCGGCGAACUAAGGUUUUUUCGUGGAGUAAGUCCAGAUGGCCAUGUAGUCAGCUGCCGGAUGCAUUACUCCUCCACCCAUCAAAACACAGCCGAGACCUUGGCUCAGAUGCAGCUCCAUCGACUCUUGCGGGUGGAUGGGUUGGAUCUGGAUGGGAUGAUGCAUCCUUGGGCCGAUUAUUUCGCUGGAAUACCAUGCCACAUAGGGUGACUAAUAGUCUCAGCAUAGAAAAGCUGUCUACAGUCAUGUGACACACGCAUCGUCUGCGAUUUUCCUACCCUGGCCCUGAUCAAGAACGAGAUCUGAUCUGAUCAGUCAACAACAAUCUC